UACUCGCAACUGAUCGUGAGCGUUUCACGGACGUGACUCGACGAACAAGGUGUUGUACGUGACGGCGAUCGUUUGUCAACUCCAUGUGUAUCUUCCUGACAGUGUUGGAAUGUCGGUGAUACAGCGGUAGUGGAAGUGAAGAGAAAACAUGGCACGUGCUGAGACCGAUGUGGUAGUGUUUUCCAGUGCGGAACGAAGCUUGUGGAUACACUUACGACUGAGGAUUGUAUGGUUGGCUGUGGUAGCUGCGCUUCUGUGGUGCGACUCGACCGGUGCGGAUGAAAUCUCCAGACCUCGGUUCGCGGUCGAACCUCCGAAUCGAAUCGCCUUCAGCAAUUCUACAGGGGCAGCCAUUCCCUGCACAGCAAGUGGCUAUCCUCCUCCCGCAAUCACGUGGCUAGAUCACGAAGGAUUGCCGGCGGCAGAUACGAGGAUAUUGAACGGAUUACGUCACAUCCGGGAAGAUGGUUCCCUCGUCUUCCGUCCAUUUACGGAACGAGAAUAUUCUGCAGACGUACACCACGCCACCUACCGGUGUUCGGCGACGAAUGUGGCAGGCACCAUCGUCAGCAGGGACGUCAAAGUUCGAGCAGUGGUGCUGGAGGAGUUCGAAGCGCACGUGCACGACGAUUACGUCGCACGUGAUGCGACGGCGCUGUUCCGCUGCCACGUUCCCAGCAACAUGAGGCAGUAUCUGAGCGUCGACCAUUGGGCACGGGACGACGGUCUUCUUAUCAGCUACGACGACCAUAUCGGAGGGCAAAGACCGAGGUAUCACGUGACUGCAGAUGGAGACUUGCUCGUCUUCGACGUCUCCGCCAAACGAGAUGCCGGGCGAAGGUACAGGUGUCACGUACGACACCGUCUCACGGGGGACGUGAGAGCCAGUGUCAGCGCUGGGAGUUUAUUUCUAACAGAGCCAAGCAAUAGGACACCACCUCGCAUCAUCAAAGGGCAGUCGACGGUCGAUAUCGUCCCUGGGAGGGACGCCAUUUUGCCGUGCUUAGCACGCGGUCACCCCACGCCGACCGUACGAUGGUAUCGACGGACGGGACCACGUUCCGGUAUGGUUCCCAUAUCGGUCUCAGCAGCCGCCGCUAGCGCUUCUUCGUUCGUGCUACCGGGACUUCUGAUUCUGCGUAGUCCUCACGAUAUCAUUCAAGGACGCUACGUGUGCUUAGCGAACAACAGCCUCGGAGAAGACAGAUUAGACACGGAACUAAUCUUCAGGCAAAAUGUCAGCGUAACCGUAAACCCUGAAGACGUUCGUGCUGAACUGGGCCGGCAGCUCACAUUCGAAUGCAGCAUCAGAGGAAUAUCUGGAGAACCCAUACGAGGUGGUAUAGCCUUCACUUGGUUGCACGAUGGAGUUGCUGUACCUUCGACGAGACUUCGAGGCGAAAAUCAGAAGUUGCACAUCGCUUCCGUGAAGCGGGAAGAUGCUGGUGUCUAUCAGUGCCUUGUUCUCCUGAGAGAUGUGUCGGCUCAAGGAAGCGCACAACUGAGAAUACGUGACUCUCAUACGAAACGGAGUAUUCAGACAAGAGUAAACAGACGUUGGAACCCCGUAGGGAGUUACCUCAAACCACGAAAAGAAUCUCAACCAGAUCUGAAGUACGUCUUCGGUAAGAUGCUGGUGGACGUCGGGGAACGCUUUUCUCUACGUUGCGUGGCGGCGGGAAGCCCUCUUCCUCGCGUCACCUGGGCUCUGGACGGCCGAGCCGUCUCCGAAAGCCAUCGCGUACAUUACGGCGACUUCGUUAGCGCCGCGGGCGAAGUUAUCAGCUACGUCAACGUGACGUCGGUGACGAGGGACGACGGCGGCCUGUACCGCUGCGAAGCGACCAACGACCUGGGCACGGCCUGGCACGCCGAGCGGGUAGACGUCAGAGGUCCACCGAGAGUGCGACACAUGGGAAACCUUACAGUGACAUCGGGGACGACGCUGGUCUAUCACUGUCCCUACACUGGCCAUCCAUCGCCUAAAGUUACUUGGAGCCGAGGCGGUCGAGACUUACCCCACAACGAGAGGCAGAGAACAUUCGAGAACGGAACGCUCAUCGUACUCGACGUGAACCGGGAGGCUGACGAAGGAGUCUACACCUGCAAAGCGUCCACCGGAAAGCUGCAAGCUCGAGAAGACUUGAGAGUAAAGAUUAUAAAGAAGACGGUGCUGAAUCCAUUCAGUUUUCCCAAGACGCUCGCCGAAGGAAUGCAAGUCGUCAUUACGUGCUCCGUGCGCUCGGGAGAUCCGCCAAUCAAGAUUUGGUGGCUUAAGGACGGCGUGCCUUUCAGCAAGACGCAGCUCAACAUUCACGAGUCUUCAUUGGGAGACCUGGGUUCCAAUCUAGUCUUUAACGAAGUCGGCCGCGCGCACAACGGUCGCUACACGUGCGUUGCGGAAAACGACGGUGGGAUUACGAACCACACAGCCGAACUCAUCGUGUUUGUGCCUCCAAAAUGGAAGAUUGAACCAGCUGACAAGUCGAGUGUCGUGGGAUCAACGGUUAUCUUUGACUGCCAAGCUGAUGGCCACCCGCAACCUCUAAUACGCUGGAAGAUUGCUCUCGAGGACGACCCUACGAAAGCGUUCAAGUCUAUUAUAAGCAACUACCACAUGCAAAUGUUCGAAAACGGCUCCCUGAUAAUCAACGACGUUGGACCCGGGGACGCGGGAAAAUACUUGUGCGAAGCGACCAAUGGCAUCGGUGCUGGUAUCAGCACUGUUGUUCGUCUGUCUGUGCACGUGUCGGCACAUUUCAAAGUGAGCUACCACUCUCUGGUGGUCAACAAAGGUGACCAUGCGAGACUCUCCUGCGAGGCGUUUGGUGAGAGGCCCAUCAGCAUUUCAUGGAAGAAAGAUAAUCUCGUACUGGACCACCGAUACAUCUCCAGCUUCUCCCAAGAAGACACUCCAACUUCCGAAGGCCUAUCGUCCUCUCUAGUGUUUGCGGCCACCGAUCGGGCCGAUUCGGGUCUCUACACCUGUGUCACAUCGAACAAGUAUGGACGCGAUGAAACUAACAUCAAAUUACUCGUCCAGGAAACACCGGACCCACCCGAUGACAUUCGUGUCAUCGAGGCAGCGAGUCGUCGUAUUUUGCUCAGAUGGAACGUGCCUUUUAAUGGAAACAGUGAAGUCCUGGGCUAUAUCAUCCAGUGGAAACCGGUCACAGGUUCGUGGCAGAAGGAUCUACGUCAAAUGGAAAUCUCGGGAACCAACACGUCUGCUCUGAUCGACAACCUGCAGCCAAUCACAGCGUACCACGUAAGAGUGCUCUCGGUGAACCAGCUGGGCCGGAGCGAGCCGAGUUCUAUGAUAUCCAUCACUACGGAUGAGGAAGUGCCUUCAAGUCCACCAGCGGACGUAGCCGUGGUACCGAUAUCGUCGCAGUCAAUGAAGGUCUCCUGGAAGUCUCCACCUAAUUUCUCUUCCCACGGACGAAUCCGUGGGUACUAUGUGGGUUACAAGCAAGUGGGCACGGGAGACGCGUUUGUCUACAAGACCAUUGACGUUCAAGAAGGAUUUGUGGCGGAGAUCACCAUCAAUAACUUGAAGCGGUCAACCAAGUACAGCGUCAUCGUACAGGCUUUCAAUGGGAAAGGGGCAGGACCGGCUUCCACAGAAGUGAGCGCUCAAACGUACGACCAUGAUCCUCCAUUGCCUCCUGUCCUGCGAGUCCUGACAACUACAGCCACAGCCAUUACUAUUAACUGGGAAUUCAUCCAGAAGGAUGAUACGCCAAUCACAGGUCUGAUACUCUUCUGGAAGGCGGAGAAUGGCGACUGGAGUGAACGGGCUGUGAGCGGCGGAUCCUCAAUAGCCGGAGCCACAGACACGCACACGCUAGAGGCCCUCAACUGCGGAACGCGCUAUCACCUCUACGCUGUGGCCUUCAACCAAGUUGGACGCAGCGAACCAAGCGCGAGCGUCAGCGCUACAACGGCCGGGGGAGCCCCGGUUGCACCGGACAAGAACGAGCUACUGAUAUCAAAUUCGACGGCCGUGUCGCUGAACCUCCGCUCGUGGAAAGAUGGCGGAUGCGCCAUUCGGUAUUUCGCCGUGCAGUACAAACUGCGCGGUCAACGCGAUUGGACAGCCCUUCCCGAGACAAUCGAGGCCUCGAACGCCGACGUCUACACCCUGACCAAACUCCAACCGAGCUCCUGGUACCAUCUCCUCAUGUCUUCGAACAACGACGCGGGAUCCACAGAGGCCCAGUUCAUGUUUGCCACUCUUACGCCGAGCGGAGCCACCAUUCCACCGAUGACCCUGCAUCCAGAAGAGAGUACGGGCAGCUUUCCGAAGAGUGUUACUCUUGUCAUCCCUGUGGUGUGCGCUUUCAUCGUCCUUCUGGUCAUCGGUGUGGUUGUGUACAUGGUGUGUUCCCGAAAAGGCCGCUCACACGACUACGGUACAACGGCACAUGCUUCAGAUCGUGCGUGCAGCGUGGACUUGAAGGGUGACUCCAUUUCCAUGGCGUCGGUGGGGAAGAAGAUAUACGAGGCACCGCGCAGGGACCCCAUCUAUUUUCCCUCUCCUUAUGCCACCACGCAUAUCUCCGUUUACUCUGCCGAGAGCGAGUCACCCUCGGGUGGGCCCAGAGUCCAGCCCCAACAACACGUCGGUGGUAAUGGAGCCACGACGGGUCGACCGGACCACACAUACGAUGUGCCUUUCCCUCCUAAACAGUACCCGAGUCAACCGUCGAGGGAGUUCAAUGAAGAGUCCCACUACACAUCAAUAUUUAGGACGAAUCCCGCAACCACGGGAGAGGGCCAGUGGGACGAGCUGCUCGUGGAGAGGGCCGCUUACGGAGGAGACUCUGGAAGCACGGGAGAAGUUCGCUACGACCGCCUUCCCCGACAGCGGUUCAGUCUCACCAAGGUGGAGCAGAAGGGCGAAGGGUUGUCUGACGAAGACAGCAAUCCCGAUGAGAUCGACAGUCGGGGUUUCGAGGGCAACACCGCGUCGGAAAACCUAGAAAUGUCAGAAGCGGAGUGUGAUAGAGACUUUCAGAUUUACGCCAAAAAAGGAAGGAACCUGUCUCUAGCACAGUACGCCAAGACAAGACCUGUGCACACUGCUUCGUACGUCACCUAUCACUGAGCCCAGCCUCCCGAUAGGAGGUCACUCAGGAUGUGUGAUUGGGAUCUAAUCCUAUCAGAAGCACGUAUCUCUGAAAUAUCGCCAUCGUCGCAGCAGAAUCCCGUACCCGAAAUACGGGACGUUUGCUACCAUCUCUGUUUCGAAGUCACGCUCGUGGAUUCACCAACACGAAGGUCUAUUUUCUAGCACGUGCAUCGCUAAACCUUCCCAUGUUGGCACCCAUGACAACGUCUACUCGAAAUAACCGUUUGGUGACAGGACUGUGUUGAUGUGGUGAGUUGUUACACUGGUAAUACUUCUGUGGUGUGAAACACAAUGGAGACAGCGUUACUUCCAAACACUGUUGAGUGAGCACAUUGUGAACGUUCAAGAUAAUGGUGUUUCUCAGACGCCGCGGCCAUGUGCUGUGUCAACCAGCAUCUCGUGCUUCCAUUUGCUAUGCCGUCGAUGUAAGAAGAACUGAUACAGUGAACAUUGUGUGCGCACGUGAACUAUAAAUAGUUCUUAAUAUAUGCCGAGUUUUAUGAAGGCUGGUAUGCUUGAUAGGCAAGUGUAAGGAAGUGUGAACGCCAAGCUUACAAUACAGCGGGUGCCGGAAGCCGUACUUGCGUGCUUCGAAUGCGAGACAAGAAAUAUGUGGUUGGUUAAGAAUGUAUGACUUACUGUUGUUUUCAGUUUAUUUAAAGUGAACGGUGGAUAGUUUACACAAUAUUUUUUGUGCGAAGUUCACGUAUAUUACUUUUGGGGGCGAAGAUCCUUCACGUCGGUCGUGUUUGUGUCACCAAAACGAAAUUCCUGUUCAGUGAAUUUAUAACUGACUAGGAACAGAAUGGUGAACCCGAUUCAAAAGCCGGUCACACCAGCAAGACGGUUUCUUACAAAGCAAGAGGCGAAAAAGAACCUUUCCAUUUAAAGUGUACGACUUAAAGCAAUUGAAAUCCGUUUACGCAACAUAGUUAUUACAGAUAAAUACAAAUAAAAUAAAUAAAAUACAGAUAAAUUUUA
Molecule: messenger RNA, 6115 nt
Organism: Ornithodoros turicata
Lineage: Eukaryota; Metazoa; Arthropoda; Arachnida; Ixodida; Argasidae
Product: cell adhesion molecule Dscam1-like
Exons: 27
Coding region: 149-5110 (1653 amino acids)
Molecular function (GO): protein binding
Source: RefSeq, a predicted model, not a curated record